GAAACUGAUUUCCUUUGUCUUCAUGAAGAUAAGUAUGCUUUUGAAAAUGAAGAUAACACAUUAUAUGAUCACAACAAAGAAAGUGAAUAUUCAUCAUCUGAUGCAGACCCAAAUCUGCAUGAAAGUGAACUCCUAAAAUAUACAAGAGACUCCAUACAGAAUAAAGAAAGAACUGAAUCAAUUUCUGAAAAUGAUUCUGAGGAAUCACACACUCAGGAACCUGCAAACAAAAAGUUGGUUGGAAAAGAUGACACUGACGAGCCACAAGUGCAAGACAGUCUCCCACUAGAACCCACUGAAGGCCAGUCCAGUUGGAUUUCAGGAUGGUUCAGCACAGAGAGUCAAAAGUAUGAAGAGCCCUUAAAAGUCAUUACUGAAUCUUUAGAAGAAAAUACAUACAGAGGCCGAAAAAUAGUGGUAACUGCUGAAAAUGACUUAGAGGAGACAAAUGAUAAGGAGGAACAAGAACCCCCAGCAACUGGUUGGUUUCAAGGUGGACUGACAAACUUUCUGUAUUUUGGUGAAGAGAAUGAGGAUGUUAAUUUGGCAUCAGAACAAAAUGAUCCACAAGACCAUGAUGUUUCUGGUGUGCCUGGGCAUUCCAAUACUGAACAAGAAACAGCAGCCACAGAGUUACUGUCAGAAGAAGAAAAAAGUGAAAGCCAAGAAUCCAAAUCAAAUUGGUUUAAUUUGGGUUUAAGUGAUGUUCUUAGUUUUGGCCAUGCUGAGACAGAUACAAUUGCUACAGAGGACCAGCAAAGCAGAGAAAUGAAGGAUGAAGCAAGUAAGAAUGAGGAAGAGCAGACUUCAGACCAGAAAGAAUCACAUAUGGACAAAGACUCGAAGGAGACAUUUAAAGCAGUGACAGAUGAAGACGAAGAGAAUUAUGCACAAGAAAUAGUAGGUUCAAACAGUAAUGGGCCAAAUCCUGAGGAGAUACCAGCAAAUGUACAUACUCUUAAUGACACCAAAAGCACCUCAAAUAGCACAGAAUCAUCUCCUGAUAUACUAACAUGUGAUAAAGAGAAGCCACUUGAACCUUACAGUUCAGAAGAAGACUUGAUAUCAGAAAGCCAACUGCUGAAAAACACUGAAGCUGACAAGAUGAAUCAGGAGUCAGAAAGCAGACAUGGCCAGUCAGGUUGGUAUACAAAUAUCUAUAAUAGUUUUUUUAAUUAUAAUAUGGGCACAUGUGAUAAUCAACAGGGAUAUGAAUCAAUUGCAUCAGAUCACAUUUCUUCUUGUCCUAGCCCACCUCAGAAUUGUGAUCCCUCAGGCACAAAAAGUACAGAAGAAAAUCCUGGCAUAUAUGAAGGACAGAGCCAUUUCUUCUCUUUUAGUCCUUUUGCAGACAUACUGAAGUUUUGGAGUUCAACAGCCAAAGAAGAGCAAGUGCAGAGCUAUGGGGAACUGCUGGGACCUGCAGAAAAUGAUCUGGGCAUCAAGAACACCCAGUGUGACAGUGAACCAUGUCUUAGUCAGGAAGCAUCUGAGAGACAAACCAGUCUAAGGCUGUGA
Molecule: messenger RNA, 1518 nt
Organism: Acanthisitta chloris (rifleman)
Lineage: Eukaryota; Metazoa; Chordata; Aves; Passeriformes; Acanthisittidae
Gene: MIA2
Product: melanoma inhibitory activity 2
Exons: 1
Source: RefSeq, a predicted model, not a curated record